AUGCAUGAUGAUCUGGCUGAUCACGACCGCGUGGAAGAACGACCACAAAAGAAGAAACACAGAAGACGAGACCAGGAAGGAGUAGCGGAGGAUGAGGACGAGGACGAGGAAGAAGACGAAGACGAUGAAGAAGAAGAGGACGAUGAGGAGGACCCCGGAGAGGCUAGGGCUAAAAAGAGACGAAAGGUAUUCUCGCACUUACACCGGGAUGGGUCAAAGCGUCACAAGCGUUCAGCUGUCAAUCGGUUCUUGGAUAUCCAAGCCGAAGUCGAUGAUGAUGAAGACGAUGAAGAGGAGGAUGAAGAGGACGCUAGGGACCUCUUCGACGAGGUGCCUGGCGAGGGUGAAGACUUGGAUGAUAUGAAUCACCGAGCAGCUCACCAUGCUCGCCUGGAUAGGAACCGAGAAUUGAAUGAUGAGGACCUCGCACGAAUAGCACAGGAUGUUACACGACGUUACAGGCCGACAGCGCAGAAGUACACUGGUGACAUGAACGAGAUUCCUCAGCGGCUGCUCAUGCCAUCCGUUCAAGACGCAAACUUGUGGCAAGUUCGAGUCAGGCCUGGGAAAGAGCGUGAUAUUGUCUUCAGCCUCAUGCGCAAAGCAAUGGACCAGGAGUUUACGGCAAAGCCACUGCAGAUUCUCUCAGCAUUUCAACGCGAUUCUCUUCCCGGCAUGAUUUAUGUUGAGGCACGAAGUUCACAGCAAGUCAGUCAAGCGAUCAAUGGACUCGUUGGCGUGUUCCUGAGUCGUGGAAUCACACUUGUGCCCAUCGAAGAAAUGGCCACACUUCUUCAGAUCAAGAAGAAGGAUAUUGUUGUGACUCCAGGUAGUUGGGUGCGUAUCCGACGUGGUAAAUAUUCAGGAGACUUGGCGCAAGUACUGGACAUUGCCGAGAGUGGAGAAGAAGUUGGUUUGAAAUUCGUUCCUCGAAUUGAUCUCAACCCGAAGGAUGAGAUCGUGUCCGCGGAUGGCAAAAAGAGGAAGUUGAAGGGAUCGGGAAUGUCUUCUGUCUCACGACCACCUCAGAGAUUCUUCAACUACGAGGAAGUUGUCAAGGUCUAUGGCCGUCGCGCGGUAGCAAAGCGGAAUCAAGUUUACGUCUUCAAUAAUGAUACGUUCAGGGACGGGUACAUCGAGAAGGACUUUAAACUUGCAACCUUGAUAUUGGAGAAUGUAAACCCGACGCUGGACGAAAUCAUGAAGUUCACCCGGCGAGAAGACGGCGCUGAGAAUGAGGCGAAUGUUGAUCUCUCCAUCAUUGCUGAGACGGCGAAGAAAGAAGCGAUCCAAGUCUUGCAGCCUGGGGAUCAUGUCGAAGUGUUUGAAGGUGAACAGACUGGCGUUCAUGGUGUAGUAGAGUCUAUUGCGAAUGAUGUGGUUACCUUGCGCGCAAUUGGCGUCGACAUCGAGGGACAGAAAGUCGAUGUUCCUGCUCGCAGUGUACGGAAACGCUUCAAAGUUGGUGAUCACGUCAAGGUCAUGUCUGGGCAAAACGCGGAUGAAACCGGUCUUGUUGUCUCUGUGGUUGAUAACGUUGUAACUUUCUUAUCCGAUAUGACCAUGCAAGAGCUCUCUGUAUUCUCAAAAGACUUACGAGAAGCGGCUGAAGUCGGGUUAAGUACGAACAUCGUUGGAAACUACGAGUUGCAUGACCUCGUUCAGCUGGACUCGCAAACUGUUGGCGUUAUUUUCAAGACGGAGCGAGAUUCAUUCCGAGUACUCGAUCAGAAUGGCCAAGUUCGACUUGUUCAGCCGCACCAAAUUGCGAUGCGGCGGGACUCCAAUCGUGCCAUUGCGACUGAUGCCGAAGGGCACGAACUUCGUAUUAAUGACAAUGUCAAGGAAGUCGAUGGAGAGGAGCGUAAAGGACAAGUUUUACAUAUCCAUCAAUCCUUCUAUGCCUUCCUUUUCAACCGCGAGAUCUCAGAAAAUGACGGCGUGUUUGUUACUCGUGCUCGCUCACUCGUCUCCUUGGCUCCAAAGGGCAAUGCACCCAAGCCAGGUGCUAUGGAUCUGACUAAGAUGAACCCUGCACUCAGUGGGGGUGCGGUUGGAGGAAUGGUUGGCUCGCAAAUGAGUCGCGGUCCACGAGAUAAUUUAGUGGGCCAAACAGUCGUGGUGAUUAAAGGCCCACAAAAAGGGUUCGUUGGGAUUGUCAAAGAUACUAACGGACCUGUCGCUCGUGUUGAGUUGCAGAUGGGUAACAGAGUUAUCACCAUUGAUAAGAUGAAGCUAAAACGCAAAAACCCUGACGGGACGACAGGAAAUUUGGAAAAGGGACUUGUGGACAAGGGCGCACUGGGGAAGGCAUUCUCCCGAUUAAUGAUGCCUCCUCCAAGCUUCGGUGGCAGUCUGGCUGGUUUAGGCGGGAAUAUGGCACGGUCUACACCUACCGCAAACCCUUACAACAACGGCGGGGGACGAACGCCAGGCUGGGGUGCUGGACGAACACCAAAUCCGUAUGCAUCAGAUUCGUCACGUACUCCUGGUUGGGGUGCUCGUACGCCUAAUCCCUACACGCAAGAUGGAUCAAGGACUCCAGCUUGGAAUGCUGGGGCACGUACCCCGGCUUGGAACCAUCCGGCUCGCACGCCAAAUCCAUACACUGCAGACAGGGAAAAAGAAGGGAACCGGACACCUGCGUGGAACAUAAAUGUUGGAAGAACCCCGGCUCAUCAGCCGGACAAUUCCAACGAUUGGGGUGGGGGCUCGAGUCCACGGUGGCAAUCCGGACAAUCGACGUGGGGAGGUGCAGAUACGUGGGGGGAGACAUUCUCUGCGGUAAGAAGUUCAUUCAUGUCGUGA
This is a messenger RNA of Fomitiporia mediterranea MF3/22, 2808 nucleotides long. Its product is annotated as transcription elongation factor Spt5. Bases 1 to 2808 code for a protein of 935 amino acids. Gene Ontology annotation, molecular function: mRNA binding. The record is from RefSeq and is a predicted model, not a curated record. Gene Ontology annotation, biological process: transcription elongation-coupled chromatin remodeling; regulation of transcription by RNA polymerase II; regulation of DNA-templated transcription elongation. NCBI's taxonomy places the organism in Eukaryota, Fungi, Basidiomycota, Agaricomycetes, Hymenochaetales, Hymenochaetaceae. Gene Ontology annotation, cellular component: DSIF complex. The transcript has 8 exons.